This is a messenger RNA of Paramuricea clavata, 29887 nucleotides long. Lineage: Eukaryota; Metazoa; Cnidaria; Anthozoa; Malacalcyonacea; Plexauridae. The record is from the annotation of a GenBank genome assembly.
AUCACACAGACGAAGUACGCACGAUCAUCCAGAAAGCGACAAAAGACGUUGCUAUUGAAAGUUCACUCAAAACGUACGAAGAAGUUUGGCUAAGUAAAGUCUUUGAACUGAAACGCUACAAAAAAGCAAGAGUUUCCUCAGCGGCAAUGGUUACAGGAAAUCAAGAGGUUUGACUUUUAUCUAAAAUUUGCUUUAAAUAAUCUCGCAUUGCAAUUAUUAAGUUUUGCUUAGUUAUGAAUUCGCAGCGGUUAAAUUCCCUCGCAUCCUAAAUUACAAGUUCUUUUUGUGCAGUUUAAAAUUCGUCCAUUUUCACGGGGUAGUAACAAUUUCAAUCGUGUGUUACUAGAACACGAUUGAAGAAGAAACUUUUUUGGAAUUUAUUGAAAGCUGUAUCGAGGCACCUGGUUUAUGAAGUUAUCUUUUCUAUUUUGAAAUAGAGAGCACUGUGGGCAUGUCAGUCUUUAUUGUAAGAUAUAUUAAUAUCGGUGUCAGUCUAUUGAUGAGCAAAUUCGCCUGAAUCCCACCCGAUUUGGGGAGGGAAAUAAAAAUCGCGGAUUGGAGAGGUUGCUUGGCAGUCGAAUCUAACCGAAUACACCCUUCCGGUGUACUCAGUCUUGACUCUAGAGCCUCUUUAGAGCCCUUUAUCUAGAUCUUGUUUCAGAUGGACACACUGACGAAAUCAUACAGUUAUAUUAGAUAACAUAAAAUACCUUUAUAUAAUGAGGUAAUCAGAAAAAAACCCCACUUAUUUUUGAUCCAAACAUCUUAUUUUAGAGAUAUUCUAUUCGCAGGUGCAAAUUGCAAUUUCAUUUAGGUGAGUGCAAGCGAGAUAGACUCUGAAGCUCAAGGUCAUGCCGGACAUCGGGGUUUAUCUGGUAGAUACUCAGUGGCAAGUUACGGCAGUGGUGGAUUAAGUCAUAAAGAAAGCAAAACGCGUAGAACAACACCUUCACUCGCAUCUGGGGCGUUCUCACAAUCCCUUAUGAACUUGACACAGGUAAACGUCAAUAAUUGUUUCAACAGCAAUGGAAUUUGUUUGUUUCUUUUUGACUGAUUAUUUUGUGUAUAGGAUUCUGGUCCGCUUUGUUUGCUGACAAACUGUGAUCCCAUUUUUGAAGAACUGGAGUCCCACCAGGUAUGUUUUUAAUUUUUACAUUUUUCAAACUUUUUGUUGAGAGUUAUAUAAUAGCGUAUUCCAUGUAGCUACAUGUACUGAGCCAGGAUGAAAUGACCAUGAAAGAACAUGUUGCUAACUACCAAUAGUCUAAAUAAAUUAUGCUAAAUGUAGUUCAAAGAACCGAUUAGUUUUUGCACUGUUAUAUGAGUAAAUUUAAACGGCCGUAUUGUAUAUUAUAUUUAAUAACUACGUAAGAGGAAUAUAACACUCAAUUUGAUUGGCUAAUGAGCGUCGAUUUUAACGCAGUAAUGCACCGCCGAUGUUUUGGCUUUUGAAAAUGGCGAAGUCGCGAAGAAAGAUUCCCAGCUGUUUCGGCAUGUGCCUGAAUUAAACUUCAUGAUUGCAAGUCCUCAUUGAAAGGUGACUUGUGUAGUGAAUUUGUCCGUAAAUGCAUCUGCACUCUUUCGAAAUAGCACUGCUUUCGUUUUCUAUUUGGUGAGAAAUCAGCUAUUGGAGGAUAAAAUGAAAAAUUGGCAAUUUGAAAAUAUGUUGAGGAGUCCCAUAAAAUGACAACAAAUGAUAAAUUUAAACAGAUCAGAAAUUGCGGCCACAAAUUAAAUUGACAGCUAAGAUGAGCUUGCACAGAGCAUGCAUACUGUAGAUUGUGCAUGCAGACUUGUACCGGGUUGGCCGGUUGUAUAAAGCUUACUUUUUAACUACCCGUUUUGUAGUUAAAUAGUGGUUAACUUUGACCACAUAGUUAAGUUGGUUGUAUAAAAAUGUAGUUAGCGUUAACUGCAGUUAAAAAGUUGUUAAAGUUAACUAAUGCUCUAGGGUAUUGUUAACCUCUCAAAACGUAGUUAAAAAUGGCGCUUGUAUAGGAGUGAACAACAUUUUUCAAUAAAACAAUAAUGAAAAGUAACACUUACCUGGGAUUUUCAAUCGCUAUCUUGCCUGUGAAUGUUUCCUGACAAUUAUAAACUCUUCAAACGCUAUCGCUUUGGUGUUUUUGCAAGAACACGCAGAAUAUAUUUUUGCACGGGAGAAACAUGAUAUAUAAUUGCCAAACAGUUACACUUUGGUUUAACGUAUACACAUCUCAAGGAAAACGGCCUUCUUCUCUGAUUUUUCUUUGUUUUCUUGUUUAUUUUUCACUAUUUUGAAUAAAAUUCCCGCCUAUUUGCAAAAUGCGAGUCCACGAUCAUGUUCUAUAGCAACUUUUCUAUGUAAUACUAAUUUCUGUGCAAUUUUGUUGUUAUAAUCGAUAUCAUGAAGCCUUUCCCGUUAAACAACAGACAAAUCUUUAUGUGAAACUACGUUCGUUGUACAUUACCUGUGAUAAUUUAGGUAAUAUGUAUUUCAUAGUUAAGUAUAUAUAAUAUUAUAAUAUAGUCAUUCACCGUAUAUGAGCUGUUCUGCAAUCUGAUUGGUUGAAUUACUCGCCGUAUAUCAGCUCAUAUGCGGCGAGUAGCGAAAAACAAGAUGGCGGUUCAAAAACUACAUGAGUUUUGCGAAACAAAAAAGUUUGCAACGAAAGACAAAUGAAUUUGCAGUCAACAAGCACUUACUAUACUACCAAACAUCUGUAUAAUAUAUCUGAGCUUUUCUGUGAGAUAUACCGGUUCUAAAACCAUUUCUUUCACUUCGUCUUCGAGUUGUACAAAGUAUUUCAAAUUUUCAAGGCCAAGCGGUUUUUGGCCGAACAAAUUGUCAAGACAUUGUAACAGAGGAUAAUUAAUUAUUGCUUCAGUUAAUGGCUAUUAGACUAUAUUAUAAAACGUUUCGCUCUCGUCGUAUAUGGAUGAUAGCCGACUCGGUGCUACGCACCUCGUCGGCUAUCAGCUCAUAUACGACUCGAGCUCAUGGUAUAAUUAUUAAAUAUUUUUACUGUGCAGGUUUCCCUUCAAAGCAUGUUAUGCGGAACUGCGGCCAGUUCAUUUACUGAUGAAAUUCAAAAAUGGCAAAAACAACUUCAAACUAUUGAAGCGGUUCUAACAGUAUGGCUUGAAGUUCAGGACAAGUGGGUUGAACUGGAAGAUGUAAGUAUGUGAGCUCGUGAUACGAACAAAAUAAUGACAUCUUUUUUGUUUUUGCGGCGUGCUAUAGGCAACAAAUAUAUAGGGAGCUUUAUAAGAUGCACCAAAUCUGCGACGCGGACGCGACUAAAAAACAGUCGCUAAUAAUUGGAGACUAGUUUUACUUUGUUUUUCUCGUGUCCCUGGCUUUGUUUACCAACAACAAUCCAUAGUUUUUACCCAUGAGGCAGUUUUUCGUCACAUCCGCGACGUAGCUAGAUUUGGUGUAUCUUUUAAGAAAAUUUUUUUAACUUGGUGUAUCUUUUUUUUAUCUUUUGGUGUAUCUUUUUUUUAAUUUUUUAUCCUUAGUAUAUCUCGAACGGUCGGUGCCAGUGUAUAGGUAGACACGAUAACAGACUGUUGCGGUCUGAUAGACAUAUAGGUACAUUGAAGGAUCAGCUGAAAAAUAUAAGCUGAAUUUCGACGUUACGAGCGAAGAUGGAAGGUUUUGACUAACUCGAACGGUCCUGUGCCAGUGAUACCUGCGGAUUGAGAGAGAUACAACUACCUGAAACAUACAAGCAGAACGUCAACGUUCCGGGCGAAAGCCCUUCGUCGGGAAGUUAUAGCGUGGUUGCCCGACUCGCGCUACCAACUUGCCGACAAAGGGCCUUCUGUCGAAGUUCUGCUUGUAUUUUUAGGUGGUCAUAUCACUCUCAAUCGACAGGGCCGCCGAGAGAAUUCGCGGGGCCCGGGGCAAAUCUUCUCUGGGGGACCCUAUAUAUGACAUCGUCAUUUUUAAGCUAGACCCAAGUCACUCACCCAACUAAACCUUAGCUAAACUGCAUGCUCUGACCAAUUUAAAGAACCUACUCAAUUUUAGGCUUGCGCACUCAAGUUGGGGCCCUAUUAAGGUGGGUGCCCGGGGCAAUUUGCCCCCCCCCUCUCCAGCAGCCCUGCCAAUCAGCAGCGGUUCUGACUAACUCGUGUCAACAAAUAUAUAUCGAGUGAGAUGCUCCAUCACCUUAUAUAUAGCUAGUAUACACGAAAUUGAAUAUACAGGAUUCGAUUGAGGGCCUAUAGUUGCAAUUUUCUCAGUUCAUCCUGCAGGUCUAAAACGUAUAAUCAGACUCGAAACUUCCAUCUGCAAAAAUCUAUCAAUAAUUCUUUUUUAUUUAGAUAUAUGCAAGUUUCGAAGUUCGUAUUGCCUUGCCGCACGAGGCCAAUCUAUUUGCAGCAGUCAAUCGUGAUUUUCGAGUGUUAAUGAAAGCGACAGAGAGGAAUACAAAUGUCCUUCAGAGUUGCGCGAGAACUAGUAAGUAACCUAAGAAUGUUGAAAUAUUUUAGAACUAACAAUUAGGCUAAAAACUGCCAGGUACUUUACCAUUAAAAAAUACUCUUAUAUAAUUGGUAAAAGCCACAUCUUCCAUGCAUUUUUCAAGCACCAUUACAUUCUGACUAUAUCCACUUAUUUUAUACAUUUUGAACUUAAUUAUAUGUUAAUUCCCUUGCCCUUUUUGAACCGACAAUCUUGGCUAAAUGUUAAUGAACACCUAUAAAAAAUCAAUAAAACAGACAAAAUCCCCUCCCCCCUGCACAAUGUUGGACAUAGAUUCUAAAAAAAUGUGUACAAUAGUUCAUCGAUAGCAGAUAGCACUAUGUGUAGGUUUCUUGCUCAUCUUAAUCAACAUUGAAGGGGGGAAGGGGGGAAGAAUAAAUUAAAUUGUUAAUCAAACUGGUUGUUUCAUUAGUUUUUGCCAGGAUUGGAGUUAUUACUCAUCUCACUUCAAUUUUCAGUGCCGAGCGAACGUAAUUUGCUCCUACGUGUUUGCACAGGAUAUAUCUAUAGUUCCGCGGCUUGAUGUACUGUAUAAACACCGCAGCAGUUUUAAAGAAUUUUUUUCGCGAGAACUUAAAUAUAAAAUUAACUAGUAUAGAGUAUGCACAGACUGUGUUGAAGAAAACGAUGAGUAAGACAAAUGAGCGAUAUUUUAUUAUAAUAUGGUAUCUGUAAUGAUUAUAAAACGUGAAACGAUCUUAAUUCUAGCUAGUGCAUUACGACCUCGGUUAAAUUCUAAAUAUACUAAAAUAUAGUGACAACACCAGAAAUUAAAGUUGCAGAUUGAGAGGGAUUCAACUACCUUAAAAAUACAAGUAAAACUUCGACAUUUAGAGCGGAAGUACCUUCGUCGGGAAAUUAGUGGACUUACUAACCUAUAGUUUUACUUGUAUUUUCAAAACUCUUUUAUACUAUAAUAACAAUAUCCCAGGCCUUACUCCUAUAAUCACAAUGCACACAUAACUAAUCACAACAUCUCCCCCUUUCGGAGAAAUAAAUUAAACAUGCAUUGCAAUAAUACUUAAAUUAAAAUAUAGUGUCUAAUUACUGAAGUAGUUUGUAUUCACAGUUUGUAUUCAUACUGACAAUUAAAAUCAAGUGAGCUUGUACCCUUUUGUUUUACAUGAGAAUAAUUACAAUCCAUACAUAUUUAUAAUCAUAACAUCUCCCCUUUCAGAAAAUAAAUUAUAUAUAUAAACAUAUAGCCAGUGCAUACAGCCCUUUCGGAUAAAUAAAUUAAACAUAAUAUUACUAAUCAAAAUGUAGUUUCUGAUUACUGAAGUACAGUAGUUUGUAUUCACAGUUUGUUUUCAUACUGAAAAUCAAAAUCAAGUGAGCUUGUACCUUUUGUUUUACAUGAUAAUAAUUACAAUGCAUACAUAAUUAAUCAUAACAUCUCCCCCUUUCGGAGAAAUAAAUUAAAUAUAUAACAUUACCAACCAAAAUGUAGUCCCCAAUCACUGAAGCAAUGCGUACUCACAGUUCGUAUUCAUACUGAAAAUCAAAAUCAAGUAAGCUUGUACCCUUUUGUUUUCCUCCAACAUUCUCGACCAAGGAGAAGCUGACUAUACAUGAGAAUAAUUACAAUGCAUACAUAAUUAAUCAUACAUCUCCCCCUUUCGGAUAAAUAAAUUAAACAUAUAAUAUUAGUAAUCAAAAUGUAAGUUUCUAAUUGCUGAAAUAGUUUGUAUUCACAGUUUGUAUUAUACUGGAAAUCAAAAUCAAGUGAACUUGUACCUUUUGCUUUACAUGAGAAUAAUUACAAUGCAUACAUAAUUAAUCAUAACAUCUCCCCCUUUCGGAGAUAUAAAUUAAACAUAUAAUAUUACUAAUCAAAAUGUAGUUUCUAAUUACCGAAGCAGUUUGUAUUCACUGUUUGUAUUCAUACCGAAAAUCAAAAUCAAGUGAGCUUGUACCCUUUUGUUCUACAUGAGAAUAAUAACAGUGCAUACGUAAUUAAUCAUAACAUCUCCCCCUUUCGGAGAAAUAAAUUAAACAUGCAAAAAUACUAAUUAAAAUGUAGUUUCUAAUCACUGAAGUUUGUCCUGCUAGAAUUAAUUAAUAAAUUCAUAUUUAUUUAGGCUGUAAUGAACUUUGUGCCCGCCUAGAUUAUCUUUUGCUAUUUGCGGGCCAUAAAGAAAUUUGUAUAUAUUUUAGUGAAAAUAAAGUGUUGUUGUUGUUGUUGUUGUCAUUUAAAUUUAAAUUUAAGGUCAUAUUAAUAUGUCGUCAUCGUGAAAGCAAAGUGUCGGAAAUAUCGUACAAAGGCGUAGCGGCGAAAACUCCAGUCCAUAAAGCUGAAUUGUUCAAUGCGUUCUUUUCCUCUGUUUUUACCUCUCCUCGAUCAAACAUUGGUGAGGACACUGGCGACAAUUCACUUCCAAUAAGAACGGAACUAAAUCUAUCUGACAUCGCAUUUGGUGUGGACGAAGUUGCCAACUGUUUGCAUGGUCUGGGUACAUCGAAAGCAAGUGGCCAUAGUGGUUUACCGUCUAGGCUAUUGAAAGAAUGCGCCCAACAAAUAGCACCAAGUCUAUGUACCUUAUUCAACCAUUCACUGUAAUGUAGUCGAAUGCCAUUAGAAUGGAAAUCAGCGAACAUCACUCCACUGCACAUCAGCUGAAAGAAGCAGCAGAAAACUAUCGUCCCAUUUCUCUCCUUCCUAUAGUCAGCAAAGUUUUGGAACGUUGCGUGUAUUCCCAAUUUUACGAACACGUCUUUCAUCUCAUCACUCCACAUCAACACGGUUUUCUACGAAAUCGUUCCUGCGUUACACAAUUGCUCUCCGUGCUUCAUUCUAUAGGACAAAUACUUGAUAAGAAUGAACAGACUAACAUAGUAUACCUCGACAUCGCGAAAGCCUUUGAUUCCGUAGAUCACUCCAUUCUCCUUGAAGAACUCAAAUGCGACAGUAUGACGGGAAGGCUGUUAAAUUGGUUCGUUGAUUACCUGAACAAUCGUCGUCAGAGAGUCGUUGUGGACGGUGCUGCAUCCCAAUGGACCCCAGUUACAUCCGGAGUGCCGCAAGGUAGUAGCCUGGGUCCAAUGUUGUUCGUUAUUUUUAUCAACGAUGCUUCUGACGCCAUCAACAACGAAUUACAGACGACACCAAGCUUUACAAGAACAUAACACAGUGAGUGAAUGCAACAAACUUUAACAAACCUUGAUACUUGGAGUCAGGAUAACAACAUUAAAUUCAACGGGUCAAAGUGUAAAGUAUUGUCGAUGACGCGCAAGAAGGCCCCAAUUUCUUUUCCCUACCACCUCGGGUCGUAAGAGCUGUUGAGAGUUGACGACGAGAAAGACGUUGGCGUAACCUUCUCCAGCAAACUACAGUAGAACUUACAUAUCAACCAAAUGGUCUCGCAAGUGAACAGGCAGCUUGGUGUGCUUAAGAGGAUUUGCUACUCACUAACAGACGUCAACAUCCGACGUACAUUGUAUCUUUCGCUGGUGAAGUCGAAGCUCAGCUAUGCAACACAAGUUUGGUCGCCAACUCACAACAGACAACUCAGUGAAAGGAUUGAAAGAGUUCAACGAAGAGCCACGAAAUGGAUUCUAAGACCGGGGACUUGUGAAAUCCCAUACAAGCAACGCCUGUUGAAGUUGGAACUCUUACCACUCUCCUACGAUAGAGAGAUCUCGUAUUUUUCUUCAAGGCGUUGGUUACGUGGAUCUUAACAUUAACAAUUGCGUCUCUUUUAUUCAACAUGGACGUACUCGACUUGUCAAGCUAUUGGUGUAAUUCUUUAAACUCCCAUGUGCAGAACUGCUACGUUUCAAUCUUAUUUCAACCGUAUUGUCAAACCGUGGAACAGUGCAUGUCAAGAUGUCAAUCUAGAUACAUUUUCUAGCCCUAUCUCUUUCAAAAACUUUCUUAAACGCAGAUAUUUAGAACUUCUAUUCUACGCUCAGUAUAUGAUGUUGAACUAUCCUGUACUUGGUCCUUGGUUCGUGACUAUCCCUGUCACAGAGAACAUCGAAAAUAAAUGUGUGUUUUAAUAGUCUAUCUUUAAGCGUUUGUAUGUAACCUGUUUGUGUGUGUUUUGUCUGUGAGCGUGCGUGUGUACUAUGUGUAUAUAAUUGUACAUAUAAUAAUAUAAGUGGACGGCAGGUGAGUAGUAAUAUAGGGGCCGUUCGACCCGGAUUUUUGGGGCGGAGGAGGGGCGGAGGAGGGGUGGAGGAGGGGCGGAGGAGGGCAGGGCGGCGCAGCAUUAAAAAUUCAGGGCGGCGCAGCAUUAAAAAUUCAAGGUGGCGCAUUAUCAUUAGCAUAGAAUGAGGUGGCGCAUUAUCAUUGACAUACCUCCACACUAAUUAACAUACCUCCACAUUAAUUAAUUUGUGGCGGUGGCGUGUGGUGGUAACGUGUGGAGUGUGGUGGUGGCGCAUCAUCAUUAGCAUAGAAUGCGGUGGCGCAUCAUUAAAAGUUCCGGUCACUGUUAAUGUUGUUGCUAUGCAUUGCUGCUAGGUGCAGAAACCACAGCAAAUAAUAUAAAGUUUCUCAAAGAUAUAGCACACUGCUUAUGUUACUUUAAACCAAAUGGGGCAAAAACGAUGGUUUUCCAAGCAUAUUUUCAAAGUAAAGUUUAAAUAUAUAGAUUUUAUUGAUAGAAACGUAAAUAUUUUGAUGACAGCGUUGUCAGGUAACCCCACGCGUAUAACACUCAGGUUGAGGUAAUUAAGGGGAUUAAGGCAAUACGAAUUUGCAUAACCAAUAGGAUCCUAAUGGAUAUAAAUGGAUAUUAUUACAGGCGGUCGUGGACAUGUUCGGGCGAAGAGCCAAUAUUUUCGCUGAGCUCAACAAUUUUUUCGUGUCCCACGCCAUCAAAUGACAUUAGCUAGGCGUCCGUAUAAAUUUCGGGGGCGUUUAAUAUGGCCUAAUAUUCGAAUUGAGAGCCAUAAACUACAAUGUAUCUUGAACUAUUUUUGGUAUUGGGAACAAGAAGACGCAUUAGAGUUGAUUGCUGCAGCAUUAUUUAGCAAACCUCCUACAUACAUAUCUGCUGUUAAGAUGAUCGGUGAACGAUUCAAGAGUCAGAUCGUAUGAAAGCUUAUCAAGAAUACUUGAAGGAAAAAACUUUUAGAACAGUUGUAAUAUAUUUUGCCAUAAAAAAUGUUUUUAUCGAACAUGCGGGCGUUAUAUACGUUGCUAUGAGUUACCAGUCAUGGAUUAGCAACGCUUGGGUGCAUGCAUGUAUUAAUGUACAACAUAUUUGUACACUAAUCAGUCGGGCGGGUUAGGCAAAAGUUUGCACAAGAUUUCAGUUUUAAAAUACAUUUCUUCAAAACGUUUUACAAAAUGUAGUACGGUCUACUUCUAAGAGCGUAACGUUUAGGUGUUUUUGUUAUCUUUAAAGAGUUCUCAUAUUCUUGUCUGUCUUCAGGUGAUAAUAGCCGAAUUCAUAUUAGGGACGGGAAACUCGUCUUAGACGGGAAACUCGUCUGCGAAAACCCGUCUGAGUAUGAAUUUAGGGACGGGUAAAUUCGAAUUUAAGACGAGUUUCCCGUCUAGACGAGAUUCCCGUCUAACUUUCCCGUCUGUUUAGACGGGUAAGUUAGACGGGAAAGUUCAGACGGGAAACUCGUCUGCGCCUGGAUUCAUAUUAGACGAGUUUCCCGUUUGAGACGAGUUUCCCGUCUAAGACGAGUUUCCCGUCUCUAAUAUGAAUUCGGCUAAUCUUGCAACAUCUUCAUGCUUCAUUGGAAUAUAUUUCGGUCUUUCGUUUAGUAAAAAACGUUCAUAACGCUCUCUUUCCUUCGGUUCCAUCAUAGCCAAGUCACUUUUUUUCCAAUCAGCAGAAUCUACCCAAUUGUGAAAAAAGUUGCGCUUGAGUUUUGGUCGUUCCUCCUUUGUUAGUGGUGGCGUAAGGAAAUUAGGUUUAGGAGUAGCAGGCACUGGUGAUGUUAUUUCCGCUGGUACAGAAGUAGGAGGCACUUGUGGUGUUAUCUCAGCAGAUACAGGAGUAGGAGACACCAGUGAAGUUCUAUGAACAGGAGCUUCGUGAUAGUGAGCCGGGACAUCCAUCUUAUUUUUGAAUGUCAGAAACCGAUUUAGUUGAUCAGAAUAUAAUUUGCUUUUUUCCACAGUGGUAAGCUGUGGUGCUUCCAUGAUUUCUUUCAUUCUCUGUUCGGCAUCAUACAUUGUAUUUACAAGUGGUGGUUGUUGAUACGACUUUUUUCGUACAUACUCGACUAACGCGUCAGCUUCGCCUGGUAGUAUGUUGGUCUUAAGUCGUUGAUGCUCGUCUGUUGUUGGCUUUAAUAAAUCCAACAUCAAGUACCCAUGAGGUCGGCUUGUGGCAUCUUCAUAACUCCUCAUAAACUCUUCCAGGAUUUACUUGUCUGGCAAGCAUAGAAAUUUGCUGUUUAUCUCUUGGUGACUUGAACAACACGAUAUAAUGCGCAUUAAGGCUGAUAUUUCUCAUUUCUUUGCCCUGAUGAAAUAUGUUUUGGACAAUAUAGAUGAUAGACAAAUUUCGAUGAUGGCUUCCUUUGGUAAAAAGAUCAGAAAUACGUUUAUCUUUACCAGAUUGAGCCAUAAGGUCGUCCAAUACGAUCAAAUUCCGUUGAGAUACGUCCAAGUAGUCUGCGUUGUCGAUAUCGUCCGGGAUGCCUUGAUUAAACUCGAUUCCAGGCAUCGUCCUCAUCAUGUCAAAAUAAGAUGGUUGCCAUUGACCAUAACACCAGAUGAUACGUUGAGGAGGUGGACUUAUACUAUGAAGACUAUAGUCAUGACUAUGAAGACUGUGGUGAUGACUAUUAAGACUAUUGUCAUGACUAUUAAGACUAUAGUCAUGACUAUUAAGACUAUAUUCAUGACUAUGAAGACUAUAGAAAAGACUGUUAAGACUAUAGUAAAGACUACUAAGACUAUAGUCGUGACUAUUAAGAUUAUAGUCAUGACUAUUAAGACUAUGGUAGACUACUAAGACUAUAGUCAUGACUAUUAAGACCAUAGUUAUGACUAUUAAGACUAUGGUGAAGACUAUUAAGAUUAUAGUCAUGACUAUUAAGACUAUAGUCAUGACUAUUAAGACUAUGGUGAUGACUAUUUAAGACUAUUGUCAUGACUAUUAAGACUAUAGUCAUGACUAUUAAGACUAUAGUCAUGACUAUGAAGACUAUAGUAAAGACUAUUAAGACUAUAGUCUAGGCCUAGUUCUAUAGAGGGAGAGCCGAUCCUUAUAUAUGUGUUAUUUCCAACUAAGUCUUCAUUCCAUUGUUGACCGCCGAACAGAGAUGACUAGCAGUUAUAUCAAACACAGACCGUUUGUGGAGCUCUUGUGUAUUUCUCAUCCAAUUCAACAGCAAGCUCUGUUGAAUUCUGCAUCUCAUGAACAGAUUCGCUUUCUAUGUAAUUGCUUGGAAAACUUUACAUAUCCUAAAGAAACAUUGAACAAACUUGGACCAUUUAAAGACGAUCUCGCUGACUUAGUGGACAGAAGUAGGAAUUUUAGAAAGAAAAGGAAAAUUCUUGUUCGGGAGAGGUUUUAUAGGAUUGGUACUUGUGCCACUUUUAGAGGGCCUUGCAGAAUUAGUGUAAAAUAAUCAUCAUUAAUUCACAUGGUCAUUCCAACCAUGGACAGCAAGGAAAGAUCAUCUCCGAGACAUUGGCGCGUUGAAGAUAUAAUUGGACACUUAAACGAUAAUGUUGAUAAAAACAAUGCUAGAACUUCUUCACUUCUUCUUUCAUUGUUUUUCCUUGAACGCUCCCGAAAUUUAUACGGACGCCUAGCUAUUGUCAUUUGAUGGCGUGGGACGCGAAAAAUUGCUGAGCUCAGCGAAAGUAUUGACUCUUCGCCCGAACAUGCCCACGACCUCCCGUAAUAAUAUCCAUUUAUAUCCAUUAGGAUCCUAUUGGUUAUGCAAAUUCGUAUUGCCUUAAUCCCCUUAAUUACCUCAACCUUUGUGUUAUACGCGUGGAGAUUACCUGACAACGCUGUCAUCAGAAUAUUUACGUUUCUAUCAAUAAAAUCUAUAUAUUUAAAACUUUACUUUGAAAAUAUGCUUGGAAAACCAUCGUUUUUGCCCCAUUUGGUUUAAAGUAACAUAAGCAGUGUGCUAUAUCUUUGAGAAACUUUAUAUUAUUUGCUGUGGUUUCUGUACCUAGCAGCAACGCAUAGCAACAACGCAUAGCAACAACAUUAACAGUGACCUGAAUUUUUAAUGAUGCGCCACCACCACACUCCACACUUCACCACCACACGCCACCACCACAAAUUAAUUAAUGUGGAGGUAUGUCAAUUAAUGUGGAGGUAUGUUAAUGAUAAUGCGCCACCUCAUUCUAUGCUAAUGGUGAUGCCACACUCCGCCCCUCCUCCGCCCCAAGUCCGGUGCUUUGUAACGAAUCGGAUAUAAAAUUUUCCUCCGCCCCUCCUCCGCCCCAAGUCCGGUGCUUUGUAACGAAUCGGAUAUAAAAUUUUGCGUUAAGUCAUAUAUAGGCUAACUGCAUGGGCCAGCGCGUUCAUGCAGGAAGCAUUAGAAUUCUCAAAAUUUUGACAAUGACAAUGUUUCUAGGACUUUAAUCCCCCUUUUGUUUAUCAGGAACGAUGUCUGAUUUCAUUGGACCUUUCCCCUUAUAACUAAAAUUUUGAUCUAGACAAAAAAUUCAUCACAACUUGAAAGAGCAUCACAAAAUUAGUAAUAUUCCAAAGUUUCGUUGCGAAAUGUUGUAAAAUGCGGAUAAUAUAGCCUUGCGAAAUUUGCCGUUUUUCAGUCAUUUUGUAUUGACAGUCCAAUCGGGUGUUGGGGCAUCCAUUUCGCGUUUGUAAUAUAAAAUGACUGAAAAUUGCAAAUUUCGCAGGGCUAUAUUAUCCGCAUUUUACAACAUUUCGCAACGAAACUUUGGAAUAUUACUAAUUUUGUGAUGCUCUUUCAAGCUGUGAUGAAAUUUUUGUCUAGACUUGUCUAGAUCAAAAUUUUAGUUAUAAGGGGAAAGGUCUAUUAAAGUUCCAAAUAUACGUUUUCGGUUAUCGUUACUUCUGGCGAACUCAUUUGCAACCUCAACUAAUUUUAUUGUUUGUUCGAGUACGGGAGAAUACUACAGUGCCCGAGGCUCUUGGUUCAUAUAGUCAUAUUCUAGGUAUAUAGUGUGUCAAAUUGUACAUCGUGUGAAAACUUCCUAUAUAAACUCUGGCAAUAUUAUUUGUUUAGUAAAUCUUUAAUUGUAGUAGAUAUUUUGUACAGAUAGAAUGAAUACGAAAUUUUGCUACUUAAAAAACAAUAGCACAGUACAAUUUCUGCAGGGGAAGGUAGUAUUCACUAUUCUUGCACACGCAAGGCUUGAACUAGAAAAUACAUGCAUGCAGAAACCCUCGCCUUGCUGACAAAACCAUUAUAUUUUCCGAACAUGAAGUAUCUAUAGCAGUUGUUAUGGUAACACGAUAAUUUUUUAAGAAUAUUCUUACAAAUGAAAAAUCGCCUAAAAAUAUCACUUUUAAAUUAAUUACAAAAUGAUCAAUUUCCCAACAUAUAUAUGCUAGGUAUGGUAUUAUACGUAAUAUAAGCUUCAAUAUAAGGUAAAAUUCAACCACAAACGCUUCGCAAAACGUUUUAAAGUGUUCUUUAUAAAACUAUAAAACUGCCUUUAAUUGAAUGGCUUUAUCGAUAAACUUUGAGUUUGCAAUAAAAUUAUUUCAAAUUCUCGCAUGCAAAUAACUUUGCUUUCUUUUUUAUUUAUUUAAAAAAUCAAUAUAAUAAAAAAGGGAAUCAAUAUUAAAGAUACAAUGAAAUUAUAUGCUGUCUUGUUUAGUUGUUUCAUAUACGCAAAGGCCGUCGGGUUUUAAAGCAAUUCAGUAUAAAAUCAAUAUUUAAAACAAACUUAGCUUCGUUAACGUCGGCUCUCUUCUUUUAACCGAUUCUUUCGCCCUUUCUUUCUUGAAAUUUACAAAAUCUUGCAAAAAUGCGAGCAACAAUGAAAUAUAUUUGCAAGAAAUUUAUCAAUCAUCAAAUCAAGAAAUGUUUGCUAUUUCGCUGUCGUCAUGCAGUCGUUAUAAUGCAAACUUUAAAUUGGACCAAUCACAGUGUUCGCUAUUCAUGACAGCCCGCCAUAUUUUUGAGAUCAGUGAGGAUGACCACCCACGCACAGUGACCCACGCCCGCGAUAUUUGAUGAACUUUAGACUUCGCUAAUGCUUUCGUUUCCCCGGGUGUAAAUAGCCGGGGGGAAUUAGUACCCUCGCACGGCGCUCGGCUCGGGGAUUAAAGUUUGCAAUCAUUGUUCUCUAUUUUGAUGUAGACAUACAAGCGAAACUAGAAAAGAUGCAAAGCAACUUACAGCAGUGUUGGAAAUCACUGCUUGCUCUUCUGGAUAGAAGACAGCAAAAAUUCCCAAGGUUCUAUUUCCUCUCUACUGAAGAUGUUCUUCAUGUUGUUUGUAGCGGUACGUUUAAUUUACUUGUAUAAGGGCUGUAUAUGGAGGCCCCACCCAAGUAUGUCAUAAAUCUUUCAUUCAGCAUUGUUAAAAUGUUGCAAUUUGAUAGAAAAAUAAUUAGGAAUUGAAAAGGAAUUCUAUUCUUCUCUGAAUGACUACUUUAUUAUACAAAAAAAAUCACACUUUCCGUGAAUAUGCAGACACAUACAUACUGUAUAAUUACUUUUGUUGACCUUCUAAAGUGUAUGUUUAUGCUAUAUGAACAAUGUAUAAAUCCGUGCAUGGAUGUUGGUAUCACAGCGAUUACAGGGGUUAGAAAUGCUCUAGGAAUGUCGUACGAGGUCGUACGUUAAUUCCACAACGAGGUUGGCGUCCGUUUCAUUGAUGUCAGCGUACGAUUUUCUAAACUAGUUUUAUCCAUGUUCUCUGUUGUGUCGCAGUUCUAUAAACUGUGGUUGUUUUUAUUUCCUGUAUUUAGGAAAUAAAAAGUAUGAGAAGACGAGCCUUAUUUCAAGUGCAAUUUUCACAACCUGAAAUGUUCGGAAUGGACUUGUUUUAGUAUGAAACUCUGGGACCAGUUUUGCCAAACACUUGUGGGUACAAUCAUAUACGUCCGUACUCCUAUUUUUUAACCCCUGUGAUUAGCCUGCAUGUACAGUAUAUUUCGCUUCCGCUCUUUGGAUUUAAUUCCUGUAAUAUACAGUUCCAUUAUCACAAUUUCGUCCUAAACACCUCUGGUUUUUUCAUGAGGACCGCGGUUUCCUUCCUGGAAUACAGUUUUUGGCCAAUACCUUCUAUAUAAUAAUAAGUCUGUUUAAAAAGCUUGCACAAUUUUGAAGCCCUCCUUUUUCAAAAUAUUGUUUUGUACCAUAAUUAUAAUUAUUUAAUAAAUUGAAUAUAUAAAUUGUUAUGUCUGUAGUGCAUGUAAUAUUGUUUUGUCUUUAUUGCCUGUAUUUUGUAUAGCCCCCCAUAAAGUUGUUGGUGCCAGCGUGUCUAAAUAAAUGUUAUGUAUGUAUGUAAUCUUUGUAGAAUACAGUUUAGACCGAACUGACAUUGCUAUCCAUUAUGCGAAAUAUCAAUUAUUCAUAACUUUUAAAUACAUUUCUUCCUAUAACGAUCAUGUAGGUCAUCACCCAGCACUUGUCAAUCCAUAUAUAUCCAAAGUUUACGAGAACAUCGUUGAGCUUCAGUAUAAGACUGUUAUUGAGGAGAACCUGUCAGCCUAUCACGUCUUGGGUGUGGUUAGCAAAAUGGACGAACCUGUUGAUUUUCCAGAGGUAAUGGAACUAGAAACACAUUAAAUGCAAUUACACUGGCCCACUGGACAUCAUUCUUACAAAAAUUUUACAAAAUUGAUUUAUGUGAAUGUACAUACAUAGAUUAUAAUAUAUAUUUUUCUUUUUCCCCAGUGGCUUCGUUUCGAAGUCUCCUUCAUUUACUACCCCUUUAGCUACUACCCUUGUAUAGCUUCGUCUAGUCUUCUAUGAUUGAUGUUUGAAAAACCCCGAGUGAUAUCCAUUGUUUACUUAAUAAUAAUAAUUCUUGACUUCUCAGGCCAUUGUAUGCGACAGUACUAUCGAAAAUUGGUUGCAAGAAGUGGAGAAAUCGCUGAGGACCGUUUUGAAUGGGCAGUUGACGAAUGUUAUCAACAAAUUUGGUGAUACAUAUUGGCAGUCGUUAAACAGCGCUGAUGGUGACAUUGAAAAAACAUGGAUGCUUGAGAAUGCUGCUGAAAUUGUGCUGCUAGUUACUCAUGUUGAUCUCAAUUCAAACAUCGAACGCUGUUUAACAGAAACUGACCAGGAACAAUGGAACUCUUUAAAAGAACUAUCAAAGAAAAUUAAAGCGACGAUUGCAGCAACGAGUCGUAUGUUAAAAACAAGUGAUGUUACCUCAAUCCCUGCAAAGAGUACUGUGAUAAACAAAAGUAGUUUAAGCGCUCGUGGUCGAGGUAGUCGUCCAUCUACAAGAGGUGAAAUUCGGUCUUUGUAUUCAGCAGAUGGUAGUCAAAGACCAAUAACCCAGGGUGGAACACCUUACCACAACGGCAACAGCGAUAAAGCUAGUCUUGCUUAUCAAUAUCAGAAAUUGGUUAAUCUUAUAACAUUACUUGUGCAUAAGCGAGACGUUAUUCAAAAACUUCUGAGUUUAUUGUCCAAGGGAUUUACAGGACUUACACAGUCGUUCGAGUGGUCUUCUCAGGUGAAGUACGAGUACUCGAAAGAAGACGAUUCCCUGUCGGUGAAGAUCUUAGAUGCAUGUUUUUCAUACGGUAUGGAGUAUCAAGGUGCUUGUCCCAGACUGGUACUCACGCCCACGACAGACAAAUGUUUCGUCAGUUUGGCACAAGCAGUUAAGUGUCACAUGGUGGGAAUGUGCGUUGGUCCGUCGGUGAGUUAAUUAAUGCCUUCAACCAAUUUCAACUUAUUUGUCGACUACAUGCCACAAGAUAAAAUAAAAACCUCGGUAAUUAAGGUUGAAAACGAAAUAUAUUUGUAUAAUUUGUGUAAUGAUGGUCCAAUGAGUGACAUAAAGGUUUUAUUCUGCUAAAUUACACAGUAGAAUUUAUCGUAUUUUAUCUCAUAGUCAUAUUUAUUUGUUCAUUAGUGUUUUCGCAACGUCUGAGCGUAUUCGUGUUAAGAUCGUAGACGAUUGAGAUAUGUGUGAACGCGGAUUCUUUUCGUAAUAAAUUAAUGAUCUUUCAGAGUAGUAUCUCUUCCUCUGUGCCGAACACAUACUCUUAUACGACCAUGAGCUUUUUUCUUUCCUUUCUACGCAGGGUUCUGGCAAGAAUGAAACUAUCCGCGAUUUUGCGCGAGUGUGUGGACAGCCGUUUUACCCAUUUACAUGUGCGACGACGAUGGAUCAAAUGUUCUUAACUGGGGUGUUUAAGGGAUUGGCCUUGACAGGUAAGUACGACAAUUUUGUAACUUUACGCCCAAUUAAAUCUUGGAAAAUCAGUUCAGAUUUUGAACCAGUUCAAAGUUGAUGAGAGUACGUGAGAGUCAAUGAGAAUUGGCGAUCAAACACGAGCGAGAGUUGCAACUCUUACAUUUACACUCGAAAUUUCCAUCUACAAAAACCCUCCAACAUUUGGUAAUGUCGAGUGAGAUGCCCAGAAUCCUGAUAUUAGCCAAAUGCAAAAUUGCUGUUCAUCGAGACAGGUCGGAUGAAAGAACAGAAUUUUUAAUGAACGACCCAAAUUAAUGUCUCGGUCAAACGAAGAUGAGAGUUGAUGAGCCUAAUCAGGAGCAGCUGCGAAAAAUGUAACUAAGUAUAUACUAGAAAAUACAUGCAUGCAAAAACCCUAGCCUUGCUGACAAAACCAUUGUAUUUUCCGAACAUGAAGUAUCUAAAUUAGUUGUCAUGGUAACACGAUAAUUUUUUAAGAAUAUUCUUACAAAUGAAAAAUCGCCUAAAAAUAUCACUUUUAAUUACAAAAUUAUCAAUUUCCCAACAUAUAUAUAUGUUAGGUAUGAUAUUAUACGUAAUAUAAGCUUCAAUUUAAGGUAAAAUUCAACCACAAACGCUUCGCAAAACGUUUUAAAGUGUUCUUUAUAAAACUAAACUGCCUUUAAUUAAAUGGCUUUAUCGAUAAACUUUGAGUUUGCAAUAAAAUGAUUUCAAAUUCUCGCAUGCAAAUAACUUUGCUUUCUUUUUUAUUUAAAAAAUUCAAUAUAAUAAGAAAAGGGAAUCAAUACUAAAGAUACACUGAAAUUAUAUGCUGUCUUGUGUAGUUGUUUCAUAUACGCAAAGGCCGUCGGGUUUUAAAGCAAUUAUAAUUAUAAAAUCAAUGUUAAAACAAAGUUACCUUCGUUAACGUCGGCUCCCUUCUUUUAGCCGAUUCUUUCGCCCUUUCUUGAAAUUUACAAAAUCUUGCAAAAAUGCGAGCAAAAAAUGAAAUAUAUUUGCAAGAAAUUUAUCAAUCAUCAAAUCAAGAAAUGUUUGCUUUUUCGCUGUCGUCAUGCAGUCGUUAUAAUACAAACUUUAAAUUGGACCAAUAACAGUGUUCGCUAUUCAUGACAGUCCGCCAUAUUUUUGAGAUCAGUGAGGAUGACCACCCACGCACAGUGAGCCACGCCCGCGAUCAUUGGUGAACUUUAGACUUCGCUAAUGCUUUCAUUUCCCCGGGUGUAAAUAGCCGGAGGGAAUUAGUACCCUCGCACGGCGCUUCGCGCCGUCGGCCCGGCGACAAUAGGUUGCUGGCAGCUCUGCGACUCCCGUGCAGCACUAAAACCAAUUAAGCUACAGAGUGCAGUUGUCGAGCCUUAACCACAAGUUCAUGUAUAUAAUAUUAAGGUAAUGCCGGUGGAAGAUUAAUGGGUAAAGUAUCAGGAUUUUGGGUAUCUCACUCGAUAUAAAAUGUUGAAGAGUUUUUGUAGUCUUGCAGAUUGAAAAUAAUAUGUCGCUGUUUGGUCAUGCUUAAAGCAGAAAGGUUUCAGCGGUUUUAGUUUAAUUCUUCCCUAUUAAUUUCUUCCAUGCUAAUUUCCCAACUAUCUUGUAGCAUCGGUAUUACCCUUAUAUAUUUAUCCGUUAGUUUCUAUAACUACAAAAAAACCUUGCAGUUUAUUACUACCAACACACGUCUUCCAAUACGUUGAGAGAUAAUAAUUAUUUUCUUCCUAGGAGCUUGGAUUUGUUUUGGAAAGAUAAAUGUUAUGGACAAGAGCAUAUUAUCAGUGGUUGUUCAGCUUAUCCAAAGAGUGAUGGACAGUCUAAAUGUACAAAAGUCCUCUGUACUUGUUGAGAAUGAAGAUGUUAACUUAAUACCGACUGCUGCUUGUUUUGCUACAAUGACUCCUACUGGAUCACCAAACGACCCAUUUAAACGGUCAUUUGAUUAUUUUUCAUCUGUACCAUCGGCUUUGUCGGAGCUGCCGAGUGACCUUGUGAAAAGGUUGCGUUCUGUGUCGUUUACACGCCCCGAUACUCGCAUCAUAUCUGAAGUAUUUCUUGUAGCUAACGGAUUUACCACGGCUCUGGAGCUUUCUGAGGCGAUGUUUAGACUUCAGGGUCUAUGCGAGACGUUUAUUCCGUCCUUUGGUGGCGUGAACAGACAGCUUCAAAAUCUGCCAGCAUGCAUGGCAAAAGGUUCCGGCUGGAGUAUAUUGUGUGUAAAGAAGAUCAUUAAUGAUGCUGCAAAUAAUUUAUACGAGAACGGAUUUUCUGAAAUCAACCAUGUGGGUGGUGAUGCAGAAGUGCUGGAAAUUCCGGGCUCUGCUGGGGAAGUUCAGGUGGCGGAAGAUGGUCAAGGUUUGUAUUAAAAUUGUAUCUAAACAAUGUUGUGUUGAUGUAUGAUAGAUAUAGGGGACGGUAGUGUGAUGCUAAAUCUUCAAAUCGGAAUGUCGCAUUCGUUUUAGAAUUAAUACGCAUAUUGAAGUUGAUUUCAUUAUUUACCUAGUUUUGGCAACAUACAGUUUACAGUAAGACCAACACAUUUCGUACCUGCCAGAAAUGUACGCUUAAAACUGUGUGCUUAAUAAUGACAAUGAUAAUUUGGGGUCGGUGUUUUGUGUCCGCUCAAAAGGUGUAUGCGCUACGAGAGGUUCGUUCAGCUUUACAGUUUCCAGAUUGAGCGAGGUUUCCCAUUGCAUUCAUUCCAAAUCAAUAAUCAGCAACCGAAAUAUGCCUAGCUGUAGUCGCCUGGCAUUGGCCAAGUUUUUAUUUCACUAAUUGGCUGAUUAGUUUAAUCAGCCAAUUAGCGUAAGCUACACAUGCAAUUUCAGCAGGGUUGUGUUUUACGUAUAUACAGUAUUUUAAUUAAUUUGAUGAGAAUGCAUCACUGAGUACGACAUCUUUUUUCAAUUGUAGCUUCAGAGAGUCAGUCUGGGGGAUCGGCAAAACAGACACCGGCCGUGAUCGACGCCUCUCGAUUACAGCAGCUUGAAGAGAGUGCACUUGUUGAAGCUAUUGGGGAUACAUUCGUCCCAGGAUUAUCCUUGUCAGACGCUGUUAUCUUUGCCACCCUGAUCGUUGAUGUGUUUGAAGCUGCAAAUGCCGAAACGAUAUUCCAGAAUGGUAUCCAGCAACAAACCUCUGUUUCAAACGAGUCUGAACAGGUUUCUACCAAACCGGCUCAGCUAUCCGUACCAUCAAGUCACGAAGAAGGUAAUUCUGAUUAUUUCCAUUCCUCCAUUAUUCUAGAAAAGCAAGAGACGUUGGUGUGGUGUAAGAUCAAAGUUCUUAAUAAAUAUGAUAAAUCUGCCCAUACAAGCCAGCCAAAUCAUACUAGACCAAUCGAAGCCAUGCCGUACCUAAUUGCCCACGCAGAUGAUUCCAUUGUUUCAUUGUAACAUCCUGCUUCACACUGAUACAUGCUUCUGUAGCAUUUCUGUAACAUUUCAUUUUGCUUCAGUGAUGGAAGAUGAACCUUCGGCAAUCAGUGUGGCUAUGACAACGCUGGGUCUACAACCAGGAGUCGCAUUUGAAGCUAAAGUGGCUCAGUUGGCUCAACUUGUUGCUACGCAUAAAACAGUAUGUUUAUUGAAUUUUCUGCGUGAAAAGGUUCGAUCUCACUGUCAAUUCGAUGGGACCCAAGAGCCCAUGCAAGGAUAUCAUUAAACUAAUUGGUUUAUGCUAUAAAAUAUUCUGUGAUUAUUUUAGCAUUAUCCCAUAUAAACACAUUAAGUACAGUGUGAAAUUGUAAUUUAAAGACUCCAUCAAAGGGAGUUUCAGCUUCACCGUUAAAUCGUCAAACGUAAAAUUCUUUAGGCAAACGGUUGUGUUUAAAAAAUAUAGUGUUAAAUUAAUUUUGUAGAUGUGAGUAAGAAAUUGCGAGGAAACAAAGAGAAAUGAAAAUUAGAAAUUAGGCAUUCCUGCCUAUAACCUGAAGCUUAUGCUCCCUAACCUAACUUUUUGCACUGCAAACCUUUGCUUAUACAAUAUGUCAAAAUGUCUAUAUGUUGAUAUGUCUAUAUGUUGAUACUGACUAUAGUGUGCAUUUUAGGCGGGCUAUGUUGCCAUUAAAACACGUUCAGGGUGAGGCAGAAUAUGUUUUAGGAACUCUGUGCUUAUAUGAGACGGUUUGGCCUGAAUUUCCGAACUGAUAGUGUCCUGCUUGUCAUAUUUAGCUUUAGCCUUUAAUAUUAUUAUUAGCCAAUCAGUAACCUGUAAUUGCUUCAGCGUAUGAUAAUGUUAUUGCCUGUAAUUUAUAGUUCCAUUUUGUUUUGAAAGGUCGCCGUAGUAGGACCCUUUGGUAGUGGCAAGACAGAAUGCAUCAAAACCGUCGCUACAGCUCACAGAGAAAUGGGACGGAUUUUACGCAGAGACAUCAUAUGCACUGGAGCUCUCGAGUCCUUUGAACUCAUGGGAUAUUACGAUUCUAAUACGAGGUGAUAAUUCAAAAUUGCUACCUUGUUAUGAUAUCAACUAAAAUAAUUCUAAUACAGACGUUCUGUAUUUUAUGCUUAACAAAUAUAAAACUUUUUGCGUGUGGAUAUACAGUUAUAUCAACACGAGUGGAAAGUGGAAAAACGAGAAAUUGUGUGGAAACACGAUACCCGAAGGGCGGAGUGUUUUCACACAAUUUCGAGUUUUCCCAAUUUCCACGAGUGUUGAUAUAACUGUGUAUAUCAAUACGGAAAAAUGUUUUAUAUUUUUUUUAUAAUAUAGCACGAAGAAAUAUAAAGAAAUUUUCGGUGUUGACAUUGAGUUAUAUCAACGUGGGUCUUAGCCAAUCAGCGUUCAGAAUUUACAAUUAGGGACAGGUUUAAAUAGUCAUUUACCAUAGCUGGAAAACGUCCGCUGCCAGGAAUUUUUUUAAAACAUCUCAGGGCAUUUUUACAUCUUGCACGGAAUUUUGGCAUCAUAUAGAUAUUGGAAUGCCAUCAAUGUUAAAAUUCAAGUUCACGACCGUGGGCACCGCUGCAUGCACUUUCUUUUUGGUCAGGCAGUUUUAGGCCUCUUAGUAACUAGUUUUUUUUAAACCAAAGUUCUCCCCCAAUAGACAUGCCUGCGGAGGAGGCUAUUGUUUGGUCAACUAUAUAAAUUCUUUUUCUGAGGAACAUAAGAAAAUACAUUAAUCUCACCAGGAUGUUCUUGAUUGACUUAUUAUAAUUGGUAUAGUUGUAACAUAAUGUGAUAUAACUGUUGUAUUCUGCGAUUAAAAAGUGAUUUCCCCUGAAUUUGCUUUUGGUUGACUCUCGCGAAAGAUCAUGACCUCUCGCUGACAAUUUAUGGCAAUGCAAUGUCAUGUAAUGUAGGACACUAAUAAUUUCUAAUAUACUACUUGCAGUGAAUGGAAGGAUGGACUCGUACCUCGUAUAUUACGGAAACAUGCUCAACAGUUGAAGACAAGUGAACUAUUUUCAGGAGUUAAGCCAACACCAUUUGCCAAAUGGAUUCAUCUGGAUGGAAUUGUAAGUCAGUUUAGUAAUCGGCAAUAUUGGUUCCAGGAUUGUUUUUUUAAGCUACUGGAUUAUUAGACAUCUAACUAAAUUAUAUUUUAUACAAAACAAGUCUUUUUCUGCCCACCUAACAUAGUUGAACUCUUUUAUCGAAGCACAGAAAAUGAGAAAAUUAAAAUUAUAUGAUGUGAUAUUUUGGUUUUGCAAGUAUAGAUAUAAAAGGUCCAACAUACAAUUAGGUAUAAUAAAAGAAAAGCAGUAUUCACAACCUUGCAUGUAGUAUUAAAUGUAAGAGGAAAUAUUCUGUAAAGACAAAUUUCCCAACCGUUAUUGAGUGUAAUUUUUAUUUUCUGGCUUUAGAGACUGUUUUUACGGACUGUCUGCGCAACAGCGCAGGCAAAACAUGUAUGAAACUAACGUUUGGAAAAAUUGCCUUAACACAACGUUCUUUUAUAGUUUGUACUUAUUCAAUAUACUCAUAGCAUUUAUAAUGUACACAUUGGGAUCACAAAAGUUCUGUAAUGCCGAAAUAUAGACCAUGAAUAUUGUAUCCUAUGUUGUCUCAAAUAAAUCCAUGUACCCAAAUUGGGGUAGUUUUGUUUUAGUUUCUGUAGUUGUCAUCUUGCUUGACUAUUGAUUGUUUUCUAUUCAGAUCGACUCAGUUCAGGGCGAAGCAUUUGAUACGAUGAUUCAGAACAAUGGUACUGUAGUAUUUCAAAGUGGUGAGAGGAUUAGAAUUCCUGCUACCCUUGAGAUCAUCUGGGAGGUAAAUUUUUCGUUGUUAACUUUUAUUUUAAUAUAGCAUUUGUAAAUUCUGAACUCUGAUUGGCUAAGAGCCGUGCUAAUAUAACUAAAUGUCAAUGUUUUUUCACGUACGGCCAAAUAAAUUUUCACGAUCUUGUUAAAAACACCAAUUUACAGAAUCGUGAAUAGAGAAAUAUUUGGAGACGUUUUCAUGCAAUUUACCAUUAUUUAGCCAUAUCGCCAUAAUUAAAGCACGUAUAGGUUAAUAACCUGAAAAACGGAUCACAUGCAUGCAUGGUUUUUUAAGUAAAAAAAUAUGUGUGAGUGAGAUGUUGAAGAUCAUAUUACCAUUUUUUUACUCAAAACACAAUAUUAUUGUAUCUGUUUUUCAAGCUUAUUACUCAAUAAGUGCUUUUAUUCUUGUAGCUGUAAUUAUGUGACGUCAUCAUCAAAGAGGUCUAUUGUUUGAUUGAAUGGGAAUGGGCGAUCUGUAUUUUUAUAUUAAACCGACAGUAAACAUAACAGACCCGUAUUUAAUUAUUAGUAUUUCUUUAUUUUCCUAUCGAUCUGGACCAAACUCAGAAUUGUAUUUCUUGCUAAACCCACAGUAAACUUAUAGGGAUAUCUGUUCAGUCAUUUACCAAACUUUCUAAUACAGAUUGAAGACUUGAAGCACGUGAAUCCAGCAACGGUGUGCCAAAUUGGUUUGCUGUGCAUGACCAAGGAGGAUGUCGGCUGGCAACUAUUGAUCAACAGAUGGAUCAGUAAGAAACAAGAACGUGAAGCAGAACUACUUCGCUCCUUAUGCGAUCGUUAUAUUGGGCCAACCUUAGCAUUUCUCUCUGCUAGUACGUCCGUACCACCGCGACCUGGUGCCGCACCUACCAGGACAAAGUAUAAAGCUUUAGAACAUGCCGUGUUUAUCUCAGAGAUAAAUAUGGUUGAGACGUUGAUUGCUUUGGUUGAGGUAAAUGCAGUUUUAGUUAAAUUAGAACACAUUCACUUAUAUGUGUUUUUAAAUUAGAACACAUUCACUUAUGCUGUGUGAUGUUACUCUGAGUGUAUAUCCACACCGGGCGGGCUUGAAAAAUAUGCCUUGCCACGGUGGGAUAUACACUCAGAGUAACAUCACACAGCAUCUUAUUCACCUGAGUAUACAUUACACCAACACAGCAAAUAUCACAUUCACUUAUAUUUGUUCGUGAUGCCCUCCCUGAAAUUUCAGACAAGUCAUUAAUAUUAGCAAUUUAUCUCUAUCUCCAUAUCGUAGGCCUCAGUUUCCCAUCAUCCAGAUUUAAUGUCAGUUGAGUACGAGAACUAUUUCAAUUUUGCCGCAAUUUGGGCUUUUGGUGGUACUUUGAUAGAAAGUCAUCGCGUCCAUUUCAGUCAAUGGUGGAAAAAUCAAUGGAAAGAUUUUAUAAUGCUUCCAGGAAAUGGAGAGGUUUGUACAUACUACGACCAUAAUUUUCGUUGAGUAGUAUUACUGUUGAAGCUAUUGUAGAGUUUUGCACUGCGCCGUAUCAUAAAUUUACAUGUUUUACGGUUAUUAGUUGGGGCUUCGGUGGCGCAGUCGUCAAACCAAGCGCCUUUCACCUCUGAGUUCGUGGGUUCGAUUCUCGCUACGGACUCAUGUGAAAAGAGUUCUGCCGAAAGUCGUGGGUUUUCUCCGGGUGCUCCGGUUUCCUCCCACAGGGAAAGUUGACAGGGUGGGUUAGGAUAAACACAGUUAAGGUAAUUCCGCAGUAAUUGUUCCCGAAAUGAGAAUGUGCUGAAACUUCCCAGGCAUGGAGUUUAUGAUAUACUUAAAUUAAAAUCACACAAAAAAGUCGGGGUCAGCGAACUCGUUAAGAAGAUAUGACAAUCACAAUAUACCACCUUUACCCCAAUAUGGCGCCAUCUUGACGCUCAUUACGAGUAACAGCAAAAUCACAACAGCUCGAUAUUUAUUGACGUUUUUAGCGCGGAUUUUGCUUUAGUAAACCUAUCUUCUAAUUAUUUUUGAAAAAAUAUUGUGUUUUGAGCAAAAUGAAACUACUAACGUGUACAAUUCUGAUCCACAAAUGUCUUUUCCACAUUUUUUUACAUAUCUUUCUUUGAGAACAUGCAUUGAUAAAGGAUUUUUUUUCAAGAUCUAGAAAUGACUUUUCUUUUAAUUUUGGAUAUGAAAUGUAAAAUGCAUUAAAGAAAUAAAUUAUCAUUAAAACGUGAAAUACAAGUAAAUAAAUAUACUACAGACACCGGAACCCUAGCUACACUUUUGUAAGCCUUUUUUGAAAACAUUGAUUUUAACGUAAUUCUUUGCACGAAUGUAACCAAAGAUGUUUUGAAGUAACAUAAAAUUGUCAUAAAAUGAUUUUUUUUAAAACGGUACGUAUAAUGGAUGAAAUUAUAAGUUAUAAGAUGUGCGCAGUAAAAGUGCGCAAUGCAAAACUGCGGAAUUACCUUAAAAGAAAGUAAUAUCAUAAUUGUUGUAAAAAUAAAGUAAUAUAAAUAAAGUAAAUUUGCGCUGUAUUGAAAUGAUAAUCGUAAUCGUAGGUACCGCUUUAACGAUGUGAGUCAUUACGUACUUCCAGGGGCGUAACUUGCGUACAAGCACUAGGUGGGAGUGGAUUCCACGAAAGGGCGAGGUCAGAAAAGGAGCCGUUGACCCCUCUCCCCCAGUAUAGUUACGCCCUUUCGUACCGCAUUAAAAAUCGUUAUGAUUUCCAGUCUUUCACGAGGCAGUAAAAUAGCAAUUAAAUGUCAAACUCAAUUUAAUUAUUUGCCUAAUUUAUGCUUGGUGAUAACGGUAAUGCAAUACGCCUAGGAUAUGUAGAAACACUUCUGUGUAGACUCCUCGUAGAGAGCGGAAUGGAGGGGAGGGGCAAUAAUUUAAACUCGAAAUCAAUUGAUAGCUACUUAAUUUUAUUAUUUAGGUUUGGAAUUAUUUUGUCUCUCCAGACACUCACGAGUUUUGCUCUUGGAACGAGGCGUUACAACCUUACGCAAUGCCGCACGGAGAAGGCAUACCACAUAAUGCCUACGUUCAUACUGUUUAUAAUGAGGUAUGUUAACACUUUUGCAUGUCAUAAUAACAAAAACCAAACGCCGGGAAUUGAAUGUGUUUUGGUGGCUUUGCAGAAAAGGGCCGAACAUAUGUUGGCAACCUAAUUUUGCUGCCUUCCAUCUUUGAAAGUCUUUGCUAGAUACAUAUACUGAACUACUCAGUAGGAAUGUAAUGCCACCAGGUGCAUAAAUAAAUAGAGAUGAAUAUAAUUGUGUAACGUUCAGGUAUAUGUGACAUUUAUGUUUUUGAUGGUUUCAGGGAUUCUCUCACUUAGUUGGUCUAUUAAGUGAAACAGGCAGACCAGUGAUGUUUGUUGGUGAACAAGGUUGCGGUAAGACAUCAAUUGUUCGUGACAAAUUGAACAAUCAGGAUGAUGAUGUGGCUGAAUUUCAUUCUGUGAGUGUGUACUGUAAUCAGUUUACUUCAUCAAGAACACUAUGGCGGAAUAUCAAUAAUUGUUUGGAGUGGAAACAUGGUAGAACAUAUAUACCUAAAGGGAAUAAGAAGUUGAUCUGUUUGGUGGACGAUCUUAAUCUUAGCAAGGUAUCAGUGGUGUAGUCGUGGAAUGUUAACAAAGAGGGCUCUCUAAAUUUUGUUGGGGGUUAUUCUAAAAUUAUUCUUAUUAAAAACAAUUGCCGUUAGUAACAUAAAAUAUGCUGAGCGUCUCAAAAGGGUAUGGAAUUCAAAGUUUCUGUACUACUUUUUGAAGAUGUAAAGCCGGUGGUGUACCUUCAGGCGAAAACUACAUUCAAAGCGAAAAAAAAUUUGCCGUGAAAAAAUAGGACGCGGUGAACUUCCCUUCCUCCGAGCAAUGGACCAUUUGCAUUAUAGACUAAAUUUUGAUCUCGACAAAAAUUUUAUCACAGCUUGAAAGAGCAUCACAAAAUUAGUAAUAUUCCAAAGUUUCGUUGCGAAAUGUUGUAAAAUGCGGAUAAUAUAGCCAUGCGAAAUUUCCCGUUUUUUAGUCAUUUUGUAUUACGCACGGGAAAUUGACAGCCCAAUCGGGUGUUGGGGCAUCAAUUUCCCGUUUGUAAUACAACAUGACUGAAAAUUGCAAAUUUCGCAAGGCUAUAUUAUCCGCAUUUUACAACAUUUCGCAACGAACCUUUGGAAUAUUACUAAUUUUGUGAUGCUCUUUCAAGCUGUGAUGAAAUUUUUGUCUAGAUCAAAAUUUAGUCUAUAAUGCAAAUGGUCUAUUUUGCCCAGUGGGAAAGCAGGGUUUAGAAAAUACGAAAAUUUCUGUCUGGGACUGACUUUGAUUCCUGGUCUAAAUUUUCCAUAUUGCUAACAGCCUAUUUACUGUAACAUAUAUUUUGAAAUAUCUUCGGGAAAGCUCUUUAAUAGCAGCUGUAUUAGCCGUAUAUAAAAUCAACAAACCUGAAAACGCUAAUUUAAUUCAGACAAAACAGGAUUGGUACUUCAACAGCCAAUUUGCUACGGCGCAUGAACAACGCGAUUAGGUAACGAUUACAAAAAUCAUUAUCGUGUUAAAUGAUGACUGAAGAUGAAAUGCAACAUUCUCGUUUACUGUUGAGAUUAUGCAACGUGCAAAAAAUAUGGGGGGGGGGGGGCUCAGCCCCCAAGUCAACAUGAAAUUUUAACAAGCGGGCUCAAGCUUUAACAAGGUAUAUGAUAACGUCGACAUCACUAGCGCUCGGGAAAGGGAGCAGUUGAUCUUCGUUGCUAAAGGGCUUGUUUUCAGAUCGUUAAAACGUGAAAGAAUCAGCAACCAUGCAGGCACUUCAAACAAUCCAAAACCUUACCCUGAAGCUUACCCUAUUAUUGAUUGUAGCACUCACAUGUCAUAAUUGUGGGUAGUGUGAACCUUUUUUACAAUAUUUAUACUUUCGCUGGAGAAGUAUACUGGAAACGGACAUGUUGCCUCCGAUCAGGUGUACUCGCAUGUGAACUAUAUGGCCUGUUUACACGAGUAGAUGAGUUAUGGCGAAGUGGUUAGCGCACUUGCCUCUCACUUCUAAAGCUGGAGUAAUACGAACAACAAAAUUGCUGCAACUUGCAACAAAAUCGGAUUUCAACGUAUGUUAAGUAGAAAUGUUGACACAUGUUGCCUCGUGAUUUGUACUUUAUGAUGUAAACAUUUUCAAUUAACAUGCGUAGAAACUAGAUUUUGUUGCAAGUUGCAGCAAAUUUGUUGCCCGUAUUACUCCACCUUAAGGUCGCAGGUUCAAAUCUCAGUGAGAACUUCUCAAUGCGACUCGAACCCAGUCCUCGUGUGAAAAGAGUAAAAGUCAACGCUCUGCCGAAAGUCGUGGGUUUUCUCCGGGUACUCCGGUUUCCUCCCACAGGGAAAGUUGACAAAGGUCGGUGAAGUCAGGGGGCAGAUCACCAACGAGGUACGGACUAAUAGCGGCUGCUUAAAGUGCCAUUUGUAAGCUCACAGUCUACCUCGGUCUGCUUACACGCCAGUCCCGGUUCUAAUGUAACCAGUCACUGAAAAACUCUGGUGGGGAGUGUGCUGUGCAAUAUCUGUAUCUAUGAAUUUGUUUUAUGGGAAUAUCAGUACCCUCAUCUGAACAUUCAUAACUCGGGCCUGUACUGUAGGUAACUUAUUGUCAUCGAUUCUCAAUUUAUUUUGUGCAGUUAGCAUUUUGGAAUUGUGAAAUAUGUGAGGAAAAACCUAAAAUCUGUAUGGUCAGAUUUUGUUUAUUUCCUUUUCAUUUCUAGGCGAAUGACUGUGGUAUUCAAUCAUCGACAGAGCUUAUCCGACAGCUGAUUGAUCAUGGCGGUGUAUUCGACCCAGAGACCUACCAGUGGCGUGAAGUACAAGAUGUUAACUAUAUUACUACUUAUAAUCCACAUAUAUCAACUACUGUUCCCAAGAUUGGAAAUCGCUUGCUCCGCCAUUUUUCUGUGUUCCAUGUUCCAUAUCCUAGGUAUGAUCGCUGAAGAUAA